AUGCCUUGGUCUUCGUCAAUGUACAGGCGGCUUCUAUUUCCUCUGUUCAUGGCCGGUGCCGAUUCGGUUUCGAUGCAUCGCCAGCACUAUGUCAAGCUUUGCAUUGCGGAAAUUUUGGACAAGACCAAGUUCCCUCAGCCCGCGGUGAUGGAGAUCCUGAACGCCGUGUGGAACGCGCGGUCUACAGGGCCAAAUCCUCUUGCCUGGCAAGAGAAUGUUCCGUGGAUGGAAUGUACUUUUUCGACGUCGCUCAAGCGACAACAUGAUUCCUUGUUCUUUUAG
Messenger RNA from Exophiala spinifera, 282 nucleotides. RefSeq lists its product as uncharacterized. Bases 1 to 282 code for a protein of 93 amino acids. NCBI's taxonomy places the organism in Eukaryota, Fungi, Ascomycota, Eurotiomycetes, Chaetothyriales, Herpotrichiellaceae. The record is from RefSeq and is a predicted model, not a curated record. The transcript has 2 exons.